AGUCAACAUCUCGACCGCGCAGAAGCACCACAAUGGCAGAGACAACAUCACAGCCCAUCGCAUCGGCUACUCAGUCCAAGGCCACAGCGCCCGAGGCAGCCGCCACCGCCGCGGCGCCAGAGGCAGGACCCUCAACCACUGGACAGAAGGAGCCGGUCGUUGUCCUCGUCAUCGGCAUGGCUGGAUCGGGCAAGACCACCCUUAUGCAGCGUCUCAACUCGUACCUCCACUCCAAGGACCAGCCGCCGUACAUCCUCAACCUCGACCCUGCCGUCAGCCACAUGCCCUACUCUGCCAACAUAGACAUUCGGGACACGGUCGACUACAAGGAGGUCAUGAAGCAGUACAACCUCGGUCCCAACGGUGGUAUCAUGACGGCUUUGAACCUCUUCACGACCAAGUUUGACCAGGUGCUCGGCUUUGUGGAGAAGCGCGCGCAGAGCGUCGACUACGUCCUCGUCGACACGCCCGGACAGAUUGAGAUCUUCACCUGGUCGGCGUCCGGCGCUAUCAUCACAGACGCCAUCGCCUCGUCGCUGCCCACGGUUGUUGCGUACAUUGUCGACACGCCCCGCACGACGUCGCCCGCAACGUUCAUGAGCAACAUGCUGUACGCCUGCUCGAUCCUGUACAAGACGCGCCUGCCAUUCAUCCUCGUGUUCAACAAGAUUGAUGUCGAGCCACACGACUUUGCGCUCGAGUGGAUGGCCGACUUUGAAAAGUUCCAGGAGGCGCUCGCCGAGCGUGGCCGCGACGAGAACGGCGAGAACUACAUGAACUCGCUGAUGAACAGCAUGUCGCUCGUUCUGGAGGAGUUCUACAACGACAUUCGCGCCGUCGGUGUCAGUGCCAUGACAGGCCAGGGCAUGAAGGAGUUCUUCGCGGCCGUCGAGGAGGGCAGGAAGGAGUACGAGGCCGACUACCGGCCAGAACUCGAGCGCCUCAAGCAGGAGAAGGACGCCAAGGCCGAGGCGGCCAAGCAGGCUCACCUCGAGCGCAUGAUGAAGGACAUGGGCGUCGACAAGGCACCCAAGGGUAACCCCUUCGGCCCGCACCCCCGAAACGAGCGCGAGGACCGGUACAUGGACGACGAGGGAGGAGACUCGGAGGACGAGAGGAUAGACCGUCAGCAGGAGGCAGAGGAGGAGGCGGACGACCACCCCGAGGUCGCGCCCGAGGAUGACGACGUCAUGCAGUAUGGAGGGCAUGACGAGGGUAUGGGAGUGUGGCCCCGGCCUCAGUAGGAGAUCCACAAACACGCUCCUGCCACAUUGUGUACGUCUAAUGCAUUGC
Vanrija pseudolonga is the source of this 1293-nucleotide messenger RNA. It is a transcript of the gene SPBC119.15, whose product is annotated as GPN-loop GTPase 1. The record is from RefSeq and is a predicted model, not a curated record. The transcript is spliced from 4 exons. The coding region runs from base 33 to 1244 and encodes 403 amino acids. Gene Ontology annotation, molecular function: GTPase activity. Lineage: Eukaryota; Fungi; Basidiomycota; Tremellomycetes; Trichosporonales; Trichosporonaceae.